AUGCAGGGCCAGGAAAGUCUGGAGUUACUCCGAGAGAGCAGUCAACUCCGUGUGGCCUUACUCCUGAAUCUCUCCCAAUGCUCCUUGAAGUUGGAGGAUUUUCCAGCAGCCGCUCAACAUGCCAGCGACGCCUUGGACUUGGAGCCUUCUUGCAAGGCGCUCUUUCGCCGCGCUCUGGCGCAGCUGGCACGAGGCUCCCUGAGCGAAGCCCGGGACGACCUGCAAGCCGCCUUACAGCUCGAGCCGCAGAACCGUGAGGUCCGUGAGAAGCUGGAGGUCUGCCGGACACGGAUGCAGCAGGCACAAGCAUGGCAGAAGCAAGCUUUCGGAGGCCUCUUCGGAAAGGCCCCCGAGCAAUCCUCCCGACAGCGCAGCUCGGAAACUUUGAAGUCUUUGCCCAAGGUUUGGAUGGAGAUGCAGAUCGGUUCCAAACCUGCUGGCAGGGUGGAGAUGAUCCUUUACAAAGACACAGUACCGCGCACCGCCGAGAAUUUCUUGAAGCUUUGCACCGGGGAGCUCAGCACCGAAAGGCGGCGCCUCCACUAUCGGCACUCGAUCAUCCACAAGGUGGUGCCUGGAUGCCUUAUCGAGGCGGGCGACAUCGAGAAGAGCAAUGGCAUGGGCGGCCAGUCCAUCUACGGCCCAAGCCUUAGUUCGGCCCUGGGCCUGUCUCUCCCGGAGUUCGAUGGGAAGCACGUGGUGUUCGGGGAAGUGUCAUCUGGGCUUCAGGUCCUUGAUGCGAUGGAGCAGGUGGAGACCGAGUCCUCAGAGCAUUUGCCCAUCCUCAAGGAAGUGCUUGAGCUGAACUUCCCCGGACUUCUGGUGAGAGUUCUGGAUGUUACGCAGCCGCAGCCGCAGGACAUCCUAGACUUCGCCGGUCCCAACGAGACAAAGGGGUCGAAAGGCUGCGUCUAUGCUGGGCAGUGGAAGUGGAAAGUGGAGUCCGAAGACGAGCUGCAGGCAAGCUCUCUCCAGGCGGCGGCCAGUGUCUGGGAGUGGAAGAACCGAAAUGGCUGGCAGCGCUACCUGCCGGAGGAUGAAUGUUUGCUGGACCAGCUGCAAGUCGAGUGCAAAGGACAGCAAGCGGAGACGUCUGGGUUCUCCUUUGGCAGAGGGACUAUGUACAAGGUGGACUUCCUUGAGAACCUCCA
Molecule: messenger RNA, 1151 nt
Organism: Symbiodinium necroappetens
Lineage: Eukaryota; Dinophyceae; Suessiales; Symbiodiniaceae
Source: the annotation of a GenBank genome assembly